AUGAAGGGUCCUGAGACAGCUACUGUUUAUUCCUCUCCAAAAAUGUUGCCUGACCCGCUGAGUUCCUCCAGCAAUUUGUGCGUGUUUCUCCGUUUAGAAACCUCCCAACCGCCCAGGCAACAUCCCAGAUCACCGUCCCGCCGCGCUCGGGCCUCCGUUACUAAGCAACGAUCCGGGAACCGGCCGGGUUGUGACUGCGCAGCCGCAGAAAGCGCUGGUUCGCCCCGACAUGACGUCCGCUUGAUACGAAGUAGAAUUCGCCUCCGCCCAGCUGACGAGACUCGCCCACAACUCCUCAGAAGUGAAGUUUUGAAGUCCCUCAGAAGUAAAAUGAUCGUGUUUGUUAGGUUCAAUUCGAGCCAUGGAUUCCCUGUGGAGAUCGGUCCAAAUGCCAGCAUCUUCCAACUUAAGGAGGUAGUUGCUAAGAGACAAGAUGUUCCAAUUGACCAGCUGCGUGUGAUCUUUGUUGGAAAGGAGCUGAGGAAUGACUUGACACUGCAGAACUACAGUCUGAUGGAGCAAAGCACCGUUCACGUGGUACAGUGCACAUCUCAACCAGCUCAACAACCAACGGAUGACACAUGUUCUGCAAAUUCUAUGGGAAGGAGUGGAAGAGAAACAGGCAUCUUAAGCAAAUUAGGUUUCAGCACACCCAUGGUUCAAAGACUUUCUACAGAUCAUACUGUAAUUUUGGGGCAUGGAGGCCAAUGCAGUAAUAUCCAAUCUGAAAAUUCAGGUUCAAGCAGUUACCACCGUUUUUAUGUCUAUUGCAAGACUGUGUGCAAGGCUGUGCAGCCUGGGAAACUAAGAGUACGAUGCAAUACUUGUAAGCAAGGAACAUUGACUUUAGCAAUGGACCCAACCUGUUGGGAAGAUGUUCUAGAGAAAAAUAGCAUCACUGGUGUCUGCCAAGCAAAAGACUGUAAUGGAACAGUUGCAGAGUUUUAUUUCAAAUGUGGAAAGCAUCCAACCUCUGAGAGUGACACUUCAGUGAUUUUGAACUUAAUUACUCCCAACAGGCAAAAUGUCCCCUGUAUAACCUGUACUGACACUGUAGAUCCAGUGUUGGUAUUCCCUUGUGAGGAACAGCAUGUCAUAUGCUUGGAUUGCUUCCACCUAUACAGUGUGACACGGCUGAAUGACCGGCGAUUUAUCCAUGACCCAGAAAUUGGAUAUUCUCUCCCCUGUGUUAAUGGCUGUCAAAAUUCACUCAUUAAAGAAGUGCAUCACUUCAGAAUACUUGGAAUUGACCAGUACAACCGUUACCAGCAUUAUGGAGCAGAAGAAUGUGUGCUGCAGAUGGGGGGAGUACUGUGCCCAAAACCAGGCUGUGGAGCUGGCCUGCUACCUGAUGGAGACCUGCGCAGAAUCGAAUGCCUGCUGCAGAGUGGACUAGGCUGCGGGGGAGCGUUUUGCGUAAAAUGAAAGUCAAGAGAUUAAAGACCUGUGAAGAAUUACAGUGAAGACUGGUUUGAAGAAAGAAGAGGACCAAUUAUCCUAGUACUUCUUUUACAUGCUGCUCUUCAAAAGUUCCAAAGUUAAUUUUAUUAUCAAAGUAUGCAGAAUACAACUCUGAGAUUUGUCUCCAUGGUAGCCAUGAAACAAGAAAAGGCAUGGAGUCAUUGAAAAAAAAGACAUCAACCCACCACCCCUUCCACACAAGAAAGAAAAAAGAAAUGAAAACUCAUAAACCGAAACCCCCAAUCCCCUCACCUGCACGAAAAUUAACAGAUUGCUACACAGAAAACUGCAGCUGGUACAUCAAACCCCAAACCUCACAAAAAAACUAACAAAACACACACACCAAAAAAAAAAUCAGCAACAGUACAACAAAACACUUUCUAUAUUCACUCAGGAUAAAUUUCAUUUAAAUCACAUGUGUAAUGAAUCCCAUACCUGAUCUUGUACCGUCUGUUAUACCUAUCAAUCUUUUGAUUACUGGUUCCCAACCCUCCAAUCCCACAGUUUUAAGAUUUUCAUCUUUGGGGUAAUUUCUGUCAGACCUCCCUAGCAACAUGUACUCCCUCAAUCACCAUCCAAUAACCAUCUUCCAAUUCUGAUCUCCUGCAUAUUCUCAGUUGCUGAUAAUCUUCUGAUGGCACUUGUGCCCACAGCUAUUUAAGAACCAGAUUCCUGAACUCUCUCCCUAAACCUCUCUGCUUCAUUACUUUCUUCUCCUUUAAAAAUUGCUUCCAAAAUGUAUCUUUAUGACUAAGCAGAGGUUCCUAACCUCUUUUAUGCCAUGGACCAAUACCAUUAAGCAAGAUGUUAUGGACUCCAGGUUGGGAACUCCUGCCCUGAAGCCUUUUGGUAGGGCUGAGUGUUGUAUUUUACCCUGAUUGGAUUGCUGGGAACACUUAGACAUGAAUUAUUACACAAAUGGUGCUGUGUAAAUCUAAGAUAUUAAAUAAACACAAUACAAAUAAAGAGAACGUUUUUUAGUGGAUGUGA
Messenger RNA from Hypanus sabinus (Atlantic stingray), 2451 nucleotides. RefSeq names its product parkin RBR E3 ubiquitin protein ligase (gene prkn). The record is from RefSeq and is a predicted model, not a curated record. The transcript has 10 exons. NCBI's taxonomy places the organism in Eukaryota, Metazoa, Chordata, Chondrichthyes, Myliobatiformes, Dasyatidae. Gene Ontology annotation, cellular component: cytosol; mitochondrion; ubiquitin ligase complex. Gene Ontology annotation, biological process: regulation of cellular response to oxidative stress; autophagy of mitochondrion; regulation of mitochondrion organization. Gene Ontology annotation, molecular function: ubiquitin conjugating enzyme binding; ubiquitin protein ligase activity; zinc ion binding. The coding region runs from base 1 to 1425 and encodes 474 amino acids.